CUGUGAUAUUUGACAAUAAAAAAAUGAGUCUCCUUGAGAUUCUUUAAAAACGAUUUUCAUUGUUUAUGAUGAAAAUGAAUAAAAGAAAAUAAAUACAUAUAGAUGUCAGUUAAUCAACCAAUAAAAAUAGUAGCUGAAAGUCAUGAUAUAAACAAGUCCAAGUAACGUUGUCGAUUAUACAACUUGUAACUAUUAUUACAACUAUCCAUAAAUAUCUAUUGUAGUCCUUUCAAUAAAAAGGAAGUACAUGAAUCGUCGGACAAUUCUGGUGAAGCACGUGACUGGUUUAUCACUGUGCAAAUUUUAUCCUUUUACACCACUUGUCACUUGCGUCUUAUAGAAAGCCAAGUCGAAAAAUUUACUGAGCGAACUGGAAAAAAUAGAUUUAAAAUUCCUCAUGUCAGCACGAUUACCUCUUCAAUCAAAGGCAAUCAGGCCUAAGUUUGAAAACAAAAGAACUAUUUUUGGUGAUGAAGAUGAAGAUGAAGAUGUUGUUCGUGAUGAACUAGUUGUUGGAUUCGAAGACAAUAAAAUAAAAGAGGCUCAGCCAAAGAAAAAGGAUGCGCCAUUGAUCAUACCAUCUACACCUAAUGUUGAUUGGAGAACUAGUGCUAAGCAUAAGAAAGAAUUAUUUGUACCUGAGAGAGCGCAACAACGAGUUGAUGUUUCUAUAGAUUCACAACCAGAGGUGUUAAUUCAAAAUGCCAAUUCCUUUGGUUUACAGAUUCAAAAGAAAGAAAAAGUAGAGACAAUAAAUGAAAGUAAUAAUGACAAUAUACAAAUAACGACAAUUAUCGAAAAAGAAGAAAACACAACAGUAUUAAAUAAAGAAGAACCCGAAAAGACAUUAGAGGAGCGUGCUGUUGAAGCAAUUAUUAGAGAAUCUAAAGGUGAGGACUUGGACGAAGAGAAUGGUCCACAAAAAGUAAUCCAUGUUGAUGAAACACUUGUAUUUAGAGAUGAUGUUAAGAAUAGACCAGAUGAAACCACGAUGGAGGAUUAUGAAAGGAUUCCUGUUGAUGAAUUUGGCGCAGCAUUACUAAGAGGCCUUGGUUGGAAAGAAGGUGAGGGCAUUGGUCGCAAUAGAAAAAAUACACAAACUCCAUCACCAGCACCUGUAAAACAAAGAGAAGCACUAUUAGGUUUAGGAGCUAAACCAGAGCAAUUAAGUUUUAAGAGUGAUUAUGAAAGGGUGAAACAUAGACGCUCAGCAUAUGAAUAUAAAGAUACCAGCCUAUUCAAAAAGAUAGCAAAAAGGAAAUUAGAAGAUAUAUCAGAUGAAAGUGACAGUUAUAGUAACAGUAGACAUCAUAGUCAUUCUUCGUCUAGAAGUAGUAGUAGGAGUAGUAGAAGAUAUGAUGAUGACCGUUAUCAAAAUAGAAGACGACGCAGUCGUAGUCGAAGUACAGAACGUCAUAGAAGUAGCAGUAAUUCUUCAAGAAGCCAUCGUCAUCGUCAUAGGAGUGACAGUCGAUCACGUUCUCCUGUGUCAAAAUCACAUAAUAGUAGUAAGCGUCAAGAUAGGUCAUCAUCAAGAAAAUAAAGUAACAUGUACAACCUUAAAUAUUGAAGAUAGAUUAUUUUAAUUUGUUUUUUUAUAUAUAAAAAUGUACAUGGAGAAGCCUUGAAACAUUGCAAAUCUUCUACCUUUGUCUGUGAUUUAAAAAUUUACGUAACGUUCUUACCAAAUAAGAGGUAUUGCGCCAUCGAUUUAUGUGAUUACUCUAUUUAACAUUAUAGAUGGUUUUAAUUUCCCAGUCUAAUAAUAUAACAGUUUGAG
This is a messenger RNA of Cokeromyces recurvatus, 1780 nucleotides long. Its product is annotated as DExH-box splicing factor binding site-domain-containing protein. Lineage: Eukaryota; Fungi; Mucoromycota; Mucoromycetes; Mucorales; Mucoraceae. Gene Ontology annotation, cellular component: spliceosomal complex. Gene Ontology annotation, molecular function: nucleic acid binding. The record is from RefSeq and is a predicted model, not a curated record. The transcript is spliced from 5 exons. Bases 398 to 1543 code for a protein of 381 amino acids. Gene Ontology annotation, biological process: mRNA splicing, via spliceosome.